Messenger RNA from Arabis nemorensis, 204 nucleotides. Lineage: Eukaryota; Viridiplantae; Streptophyta; Magnoliopsida; Brassicales; Brassicaceae. The record is from the annotation of a GenBank genome assembly.
AUGGAGGUUUUGGUUGGUUCGAGUGUUGGAAUUGGUACAACGGCGGCGCAGGUUAAGGAUGUACCGGAGUCUCUGUUUUUGACGGAGGAAUCGAAACGAGGCGGUGAAAGCCGGAUCGGGUUAAGGAGCUUUGGUAGAUCUCCGGCGGAUGAGUUACCGGAGAGUUCUUCGUCGAUUCUCUUCCUAUUAAGUACGUUUCUUUAA